CAACUUUGCAAUGCACUGUUUUCGUCGAACGGCAACCCCAUGUACGGGUCACCUCAUUGAUUGGGGCCUGUGAAAAGAAUUUCACAGCUACUGAGCUCUUGGACCAUGCCAUGACAGCCCUACAUCAGUUGGAACUGGGCAGACCUCGAGCAGAUGCUCGAACGUUUGCCCCUCCUGAAUCCCUCAGGUACCCCCAUUUUCGAACGUAGCGGACCGACAUCAGGAACGGCCAGCCAUAUAGCAUGUCUCCCUCAAUAUGGAACUUCAUGAAGCGCUCAGGAUUUGAUCAGACGCCGCCUCCCUCGCAAAGAACAUCGCCUACUGGUCAUUCAAAGCUGCAGAAGAUGGCGCCCGGACUUACUGUCGACUCAAUGGACUCCCGUUCCUCAGGUAGUAGCUUAGAGGUUGCGUCACAGUUCUCAUACACCAAGGACGAUGACUACUCGAGCUUUAUGAGCGAUGUGCUAGUUGUUGGUGCUGGACCAUCUGGUCUCAUGCUUGCUGACAACCUCGUAAGAUAUGGCAUCAAGACAAGAAUCAUCGACGAUAGACCCGACCGUACCUCAACUGGACGCGCCGAUGGCAUUCAGCCCAAGACCAUUGAGACUCUGCGACAGAUGCGUGUUGCAGAGCCCCUCCUGCGAAAGGGUGUGAAGAUCUUCGACAUAUCAUUCUGGAAGUCCUCAACCGACGAGCCACUGCAUCGAACCGGUCGUGAGGUCCAUUACCCGCCUGUAGUCGACCUUCUCGAUCCCUACAUUUUGUUGGUCCACCAAGGCAUGGUAGAAGCUGUCUUCGAGGACGAUCUUCGAGAACGCGGCACCACGGUGCUGCGAAACACAGCCUUCGAAAGUCUUGAAUACACACCACAAAUGAUACGGCCCUUGACCGUCAGCUGCAGGCAGGAUGUCAGCCAAGCCAAGAAGUCAUUCGCAACUCGAUAUGUUGUCGGCUGUGACGGAGCGCACUCCAAAGUGCGAAAGGCUAUCCCGGGUUCAACGCCUGUUGGAGCGUCGUCAGAUGCAGUAUGGGGUGUGCUGGAUGGUGUACUAGACACAGACUUCCCAGAUAUCUGGAGCAAGGUCGUUGUUCAGUCAGAGACAUUGGGCUCGGUCCUGAUGAUCCCUCGCGAACGUGGUCUGACGCGUCUGUACAUUGAGCUCCGACCAGGCUCAGAAGCGGCUGUGUCAGCAGGCGAACAGACUCCCCAGGAAUUUGUACAGAGCCGUGCACGAGCCAUUCUGCAACCCUACAGACUGGAGUGGAGGAACGUCGAAUGGUUUGGACGUUACAAGAUUGGACAAAGGGUAGCUUCCAAGUUCACCGACACCGAACGAAGAGUCUUCAUUGCUGGAGAUGCUAGUCACACCCACUCGCCAAAAGCUGCACAGGGUAUGAACACGUCGAUGCAUGACUCGUGGAAUCUGGCCUGGAAGAUGAACUUUGCUGUUCGUGGACUUGCCAAGCCUAGCUUGAUGGAGACCUACGAGCAGGAACGCAAGAAGAUUGCCCAGGACCUCAUCGACUUCGACUAUGAGCACGCCAAUGCCUUCCAUGAGGGAGAUCCAGCUGCGCUUGCAGCAAACUUCACCAAGAACGUCGCUUUCAUCUCCGGAUACGGUGUCAGCUACACACCAAAUGUUGUGAACGUACACGCCAAGGGGUACACACGAGGUCACCUCACACCAGGCUUCCUCCUUCCUCCUGCCAAGGUCACGCGCUUCAUCGACUCGAACCCCGUCGAUAUUCAGACCGACAUCCCUGCACUCGGUCAGUUCCGCAUCUACUUCUUCUGCCACAACGUACAGGAAGCAAUGCCCUUCCUCGAGACAAUAUGCCACCAGCAGUCUGGCAUGAGCUCGUACGUUGGCCGCAUCACCGCCGCAGGUAACGCCUCGUAUACCAUGCAACCCCCUCUUGCCGCGCCCCAUGACCAAUUCGUCAUUCCUGAGCGAUACACACCUGUCAGCGGCAUCUUCACAUAUGCUCUGGUCACUGAUCAGAACCGUGAUGAGAUCGAGAUCAAGGAUUUACCACCUGUCUUGCGCGAGUCUUCCUGGUCGUUCUACCUCGACGAUGUGCCCCAUAAAGACACUCGUAAGCAGUCCGUCACGGACAAGUGGCUUGAUGGACUCGAUGAGAACGAGGUCGUUGUUUUGAACGUACGUCCUGAUGGUUACGUUGGCACAGUACGCAGGUUUGCAAGCGGCAGCAGGGAGAACGGUAUGGUCGCCGUCAACUGGAUGGAUGACUACUACGAGGGCUUCAUGAAGGAUCAGUAGAGUUUUUGGUUGACGGAUACGUUUCUUAAAGCAUAGUUACGGCGUUGAGUUGUGGGUUGGGGCGAUAUACAUGAUACACGUUGUUGUAAAGAGCAUGCUGCCAUGUAUGAAAUUCACUCUAUUCUUCU
Molecule: messenger RNA, 2410 nt
Organism: Macroventuria anomochaeta
Lineage: Eukaryota; Fungi; Ascomycota; Dothideomycetes; Pleosporales; Didymellaceae
Product: FAD monooxygenase-like protein
Exons: 2
Coding region: 243-2282 (679 amino acids)
Molecular function (GO): FAD binding
Source: RefSeq, a predicted model, not a curated record